GAGUUGUUUGCGAUGUGUAGUUGGCCAGGCUGUGCGAAAUUGACUGACCUGAUUGUGUUAUGAUUUGAUUUUGUGUCAGUCGCUGAUCGAUGUUCUUCUCUUUUCUUGCAGUAUUAUGUGCCAAGAAUCUAGCAAAGAAAGACUUCUUCCGCUCAUGUGUUUCUGUCACAGGGUUACCUGACCCUUUCGCCAAAGUCGUUGUUGAUGGCUCAGGCCAGUGCCACUCGACAGACACAGUGAAGAGCACACUGGACCCCAAGUGGAACCAGCAUUAUGACCUGUACAUUGGCAAGACAGACUCCAUCACCAUCAGCGUGUGGAACCAUAAGAAGAUCCACAAGAAACAGGGCGCCGGCUUCCUGGGCUGCGUGAGGCUGCUGUCCAACGCCAUCAGCCGACUCAAAGACACUGGCUACCAGCGUUUGGACCUAUGCAAACUCAACCCCUCAGACAGCGAUGCAGUACGUGGGCAAAUAGUAGUGAGCUUGCAGACCAGAGACCGGAUCGGCAGUGGGGGGCCAGUGGUGGACUGCAGAGGCCUGUUAGAAAAUGAAGGCACGGUCUUUGACGACUCGGGGCCGGGGCGGCCUCUCAGCUGCUUCAUGGAGGAGCCGCUGCCGUACACAGACCCCACCGGAGCCGCCGGCGGGGGCAACUGCCGUGCCCUGGAGUCGCCCAACCAGGAGCAGAGGCUCCAAGCACAACGCGUCCGCAACCAGGACUCCCGGGGCCACGCACACACUCCCCAGAACCGACCACACGGCAACCAGACGCCCGAACUUCCAGAGGGUUAUGAGCAGAGGACCACAGUGCAGGGCCAGGUCUACUUCCUGCACACACAGACCGGCGUCAGCACCUGGCACGACCCCAGGAUACCACGGGACCUGAACAGUGUGAGUUGUGAGGACCUCGGCCCCCUGCCGCCGGGCUGGGAGGUCAGGAGCACGGUGUCAGGAAGGAUUUAUUUUGUGGACCACAAUAACCGAACGACACAGUUCACCGACCCCAGGUUACACCACAUCAUGAGCCAACAGUCUCAGGUGAAGGAGUCGACGCAGGCGCUUCCGGUGCAGAUGGAGGUACCGGUGGAGGAGGGCGGCGAGGGUGGUGAGAUGCCGGCGCGCUACGAGAGGGACCUGGUGCAGAAGCUCAAGCUGCUGCGCCACGAGCUCGCCCUGCAGCAGCCGCAGGCCGGCCACUGCCGCAUCGAGGUGUCCCGCGAGGAGAUCUUCGAGGAGUCAUACAGACAGAUCAUGAAGAUGAGGCCCAAAGACCUGAAGAAACGGCUGAUGGUGAAGUUUCGUGGAGAGGAAGGCCUGGACUACGGGGGAGUGGCGAGGUAAG
Clupea harengus (Atlantic herring) is the source of this 1344-nucleotide messenger RNA. RefSeq names its product SMAD specific E3 ubiquitin protein ligase 1 (gene smurf1). Gene Ontology annotation, molecular function: ubiquitin protein ligase activity; SMAD binding. The record is from RefSeq and is a predicted model, not a curated record. The transcript has 10 exons. Gene Ontology annotation, cellular component: cytoplasm. Lineage: Eukaryota; Metazoa; Chordata; Actinopteri; Clupeiformes; Clupeidae. Gene Ontology annotation, biological process: proteasome-mediated ubiquitin-dependent protein catabolic process; protein ubiquitination; negative regulation of BMP signaling pathway. Bases 90 to 1343 code for a protein of 417 amino acids.